AUGAGUGUUGUCCACCCAGUUAAUCCAAAGCCGUUUCUUCAAGAUUUGACUGGAAAAGAAUGCGUGGUCAAAUUGAAAUGGGGCAUGGAAUACAAAGGAUACCUAGUUAGCGUUGAUAACUACAUGAACUUGCAGCUAGCUAACACGGAAGAAUAUCAAAAUGGACAGUCAGUUGGAUCACUAGGGGAAGUUUUUAUCCGUUGCAAUAACGUGCUUUACAGCACAAACGAAUCCAGUAAAUGCAAAAGGAAAUUGUCUUGCAUCGACUUGAAUGAAGACAUGCGAUACCUGGAACUCCAAGAUGGACCACCGCUCUAUCGCGCAGACGACAUGUCCAACUUCUCAAGCAAUCUUAGUGUGAUCUGA
Molecule: messenger RNA, 366 nt
Organism: Puccinia graminis f. sp. tritici CRL 75-36-700-3
Lineage: Eukaryota; Fungi; Basidiomycota; Pucciniomycetes; Pucciniales; Pucciniaceae
Product: small nuclear ribonucleoprotein F
Exons: 6
Coding region: 1-366 (121 amino acids)
Biological process (GO): spliceosomal snRNP assembly; mRNA splicing, via spliceosome
Cellular component (GO): catalytic step 2 spliceosome; U1 snRNP
Molecular function (GO): RNA binding
Source: RefSeq, a predicted model, not a curated record